AUGAAUAAUGGAGCACCAACUUUAAUCAGUACUUUAAUUAAACAAAAGAAAAUGAAUCCAAUUUUUAGUUUCCAUUUUCAACAUGCAUUAGAUUUCGAUGAUAAAGGAAUUCUUAUUUUGGGUGGUAUUGAUAAAAAUAAUGCACUCGUUGAUGGCAAUCCAGUGUUUUCUUCACCGAAUAUUACUGCAAUAAUUGACACAGGCACUUCUGUUAUUUUUGCACCUCCAAAUGACACAGCGGCAAUUCAUGAAAAAAUUCCAGGAGCCGUAUUUAAUAGUCAAAAUAAUAUCUACAUUAUCCCAUGCAAUACCACAGCAAUAGUUUCCCUUAGAUUUGGAGGUGUUGAUUAUGCAAUUCCAUCCAGAGAUUUAAUUUUCUUACCAAGAACUGGUACUGAUUGCAUAUCGGCUAUUAUACCUUCGGAAUUUUCUCCUACCGCUGAUGUCUGGAUUGUCGGUCAAACAUUCCUUAAGAAUGUAUAUUCUGUAUAUGAUGUGGAAAACAAACAAGUUGGAUUUGCACGUAGUAAAUAA
Molecule: messenger RNA, 534 nt
Organism: Racocetra persica
Lineage: Eukaryota; Fungi; Glomeromycota; Glomeromycetes; Diversisporales; Gigasporaceae
Source: the annotation of a GenBank genome assembly